Messenger RNA from Colletotrichum siamense, 1320 nucleotides. RefSeq names its product UPF0662 protein. Lineage: Eukaryota; Fungi; Ascomycota; Sordariomycetes; Glomerellales; Glomerellaceae. Gene Ontology annotation, cellular component: nucleus; cytoplasm. The record is from RefSeq and is a predicted model, not a curated record. The coding region runs from base 1 to 1320 and encodes 439 amino acids. The transcript has 5 exons.
AUGGACACCCCUACCUGCCCUCCCCCGCGGGACGCUCGCGAAAAGGAGAUCCUCGAGAAGCUCGUCUCGAUCCGCGACCGGCUACAGCUGCUGAAGCAAGACCGCACCAACUACAUUCGCAGCCAAGAUGUCAUCCCGCUUUACGACGAGACUAUCGAGCAGGUUCGCGAGCUCAACGAGUUCCGGUCUGCUGACCGAAGGGAGGAGAACAGAGUGGACAGAGUGUUGGAGAGCUGCUUCCAACUGCUGUCGCUCUUCUUCAUGACCAUCGGCCGAAACAACGAAGCUCCUGCCGCCUAUGCCCUGACGUCUACCAUCAGGAGACUCCUCGAUCACCUUACCGAAGUCGACCUAUUCUCGUCCAAGGACCUCGAGAGCAUCUCUCACACCGUGAAGAAGCUUGCACACAAUGUCAAAUCCACCGAGAGCGACUACUCGCCAUACCUGAUUACUCUGCUGUCUAAGAGACUAGAGCUUUGCGAGAAGUCAUUGGAGCAUCUUCAGAAGCGACUGGACCGCCUUGAGGAUCCCCUCCCCAAGACGUACGAGAAAUUGAUUUCGAUCCUGAGAUCGAUGUCAUUGGCGAACACUCGAACAAAGUUUUCCCUGUCCGAGGUCCAGAAGCUCCAAGUCCAACUGCGCGAAAUCGGCGAGAAGAGAAAGGAUGGCAAGUUUGUGAGCGACGACGGCAAGGUGCCAGCCGGAAGUGACGAGGUUGCCGAUCUUUUGGAUAAGUGCCUCAAGUGGUCGGAGAUCGUCCUCGAGAGGCAAGGCGUGAUACCCGAGCCGUUCAAGGCAACCUACGACGUCCUUGUGCGAAUCCGAAACGAGCUGGAGAAACUUUCAAUUACACAAGCAUGGUCUCUUCGCGAAGCCGAUUUGUUCGAUUUCCAAAGACAGCUGGACAAGAUUGACGAGAGUCGAGUCGACGGCAACUGGCUUGAUGAUCAAGGCAAGCCGGCAGAACUUUAUGUUCAGCGUACCCUUCUGUACCUGAUUCGAAGAAGUUACGCAUACGUCUACUCCCUGAUGAUCUCGUCAGAGCCCGUAUCUGAGGCUCUGCUGCCCAUCUACAACCAGUUGCAAACGCUCAAGAGAUGUCUGAUUGAGGUGAAGAACAACGGUGGCGUUCAGUCGGUCCGGGAGCUAUACCCCUACAGCAUGAAGCUUCAUUCUAUCGACAACAUGCGCCAAGACGGCAAGUUCAUGAUCAACAACGACAUUCCGGAAGGCCAGGGUAGUGUCACCGAGCUUCUUGCGGAGUGCUUUGAGCUCAACUACGAGCUUAGGGUUGCGGCUGAGGAACAGGCCGAGGCCUAG